UAUAUUAUUACAACCCUUCAAACUCCUUUUUUUCGCAUUUAUUAAUAAUUAUAUAAAGUUUCUAUAUCAUAAUUAACGUAUAAGAUAAGUCAAGCGUCCGAUAUUUCUGCUGCAGUGAAGCGAAAAAUCAAUAACUGCAGUCGAUGACGUAUUCGGACAGCGCCCCCUGCUGCUUCAGAUGUGGAUGGGGAGAUGAUUCGAAUUCUCGCUCCGACUCGGUCGCCCUCCACCCAUUAAUUUAAUUCUACACCUUCGACGGAUCCUAUUUUUUUUUUUUGUUAAAUAAAAAAAAAACAAAAAUCCUAGCAGCUAUGAAAAAGUCCUAUUUACAAUCGUGACUACGGCCAUUCCUGUUUACGGCUUUAUCCCGUGCGGAAGACAUGAACGGGUCCACGGAUUCGCCCCCCGACAAUGCUGACGGAACGUUAUCGGACAACACCGACGACUACAUCGUGGGUGAUCGAGUGUGGGUGAACGGUAGGAAGUCAGGAUACAUCCAGUAUUUAGGCGAAACGCAGUUUGCGUCGGGUGACUGGGCUGGGGUGGUCCUCGACGAGCCCAUCGGUAAAAACGACGGUUCCGUAGCGGGAAUUCGCUAUUUCCAGUGCGAACCUAGAAGAGGGGUGUUCGCUCGCCUUCACAGACUGACGCGGUACCCUAUCACACCUCCAACCAAGUACGACGUCCACACUGCGGUGAACGGAAGUACCAGUAAAACCACAACCACCAAAGUCAUGAAUUCGCCCAAAGGUACCAAAACUGUAGUCACCACCUCUACCACCGUGACCAGCCCCUCGAAAAGUCCGAGGCUAAGAAUUGCCGACAGGGUCCUGGUAAAUUCCAGCAGUGGUAUCAGGACGGGUGUCCUACGUUAUUUGGGACCUACGGCCUUCGCUAGUGGGCAAUGGGCUGGUGUGGAACUCGACGAACCCGUAGGAAAGAACGACGGAUCCGUUGCCGGAAAAAGGUAUUUCGACUGUCGUAUGAAGUACGGCCUGUUCGCUCCCAUUCAUAAAAUUACCAAAAUAAGUGGAAGUUACGCUCGAGCCACCUCUCCCAUCCUGAGAAGUCACGAGUCCCUCACAACCUCCACUACUUCCAGCAGAACAACCAUGAAGUCUGCGAGUCCCGUCAUCUCGAGCGUUCAGGCAACAACUACGGCAAUGCAGGAAGCUCUCAAGGAGAAGGAGGAACACCUGGAGCAGUUGUUGAGAGAGAGAGACUUGGAGAGAGCGGAAAUAGCUCGCGCUGCCUCCGAAAUUAAACAGGCAGAACAGAAUUUAGAAACAUUACAAUUGGAGCACGAUCAGUAUAUGGAGCAGAGUGAAUAUAACAUAGCAUACCUAAGACAACUGUUAGACGAAAGCGAACAGGAGAGGAAGGAAUUAACAGCUCGAUUGGAAGAAGAGAGAAGAAAAGUAGAAGAUUUACAAUUUCGUAUCGAAGAGGAGACAAUUAUCAAGCAUGGAUACAGGAGUAAUUCGGAUAAUUCAGACGAUGACGAUGAAAACAAGGUGAAAGCGCAGAAAGAAGUUAAUAAUGAGGACGAGAAAGUCGGAGAAACGUCGGGCGAAGAGGAUAAAGACGAAUUAAUCAAAAAGCUACAGAGAGAACUGGAUGAUCGAGAGUCUCAAAUGAUGCAGAUGAAUGCAACGUUGCAAGAAACGCAACUGAAGUUAGAACAGUUAACUGACAGUUACGUUAGCCGCAAUAAGAUCAAUAACCACAUCAGCGAGUUGCAGGCUGAAAAUAUAUUACUGAUUAAAGAAAAAAAUGACAUUCUAGAGAGAUGGGAAGAGGCAGAAAAAAUGAAAGGAAUUUUAGAGCAGGAACGAGAUCAGCUGUUAAGAGAAAGGGCGGAACAGCAGGCGGCAGUCUGUGAUAGAGACUUGCAGGUCGCUCAACUUAAAGCGGAAGUGGAGAGACUUAGGUUAGAGUUUGCUCAACAUAAAGAACAUCUUAAACAACAGCUGGAACAAACAGAAGUAGAGACAAGAGCCAUGCAAGAUCUGCAUCAGCAACUUGUAUUAGAAAGAGACGCUUUAGACGAAUUACAAAACGAAUUGCGACAAACAACAAGCGAGCGAAAUCAAUAUAAACGAGAAAUUACCAUAUUAAGAAGCGAUUACGAAGCCCUAAAAAAGAUAGUGGAAGAUAAAAAAGAAGAAAUUGCAAGCUAGACAAGAAGAAAUAAAUAAAUAAAUAAAUAAAAUUUCAGAAAAUUCUCUUCAGAUCUCACACCCACUUCUUAAGAAACCAAA
Centruroides sculpturatus (bark scorpion) is the source of this 2261-nucleotide messenger RNA. RefSeq names its product CAP-Gly domain-containing linker protein 1-like. Lineage: Eukaryota; Metazoa; Arthropoda; Arachnida; Scorpiones; Buthidae. Gene Ontology annotation, cellular component: microtubule plus-end; cytoplasm; nucleus. Gene Ontology annotation, molecular function: microtubule plus-end binding. Bases 381 to 2180 code for a protein of 599 amino acids. Gene Ontology annotation, biological process: cytoplasmic microtubule organization. The record is from RefSeq and is a predicted model, not a curated record. The transcript is spliced from 13 exons.